AUGGUGGAGACGCUGCUGCUCGCGUGCCACCUCGCCCUCUCUUUCGCCCUCCUCGCCGCCUCCCUCUCCCACCUCGUCGUUGCCACCGUCUCCCACCUCUCGCCCUCCUCCCUCCACCACCGCCUCAUCCGCCUGCUCCGCCACCCGCUCGUCCGCCUCCUCCCGCCGCUCCUCGCGCUCCCCUUCGCCUUCCUCCCGCUCGCCUCCACGCCCCUGCUGCCGCUCCUCCUCCUCCCUCCGCUGCUCCCGCUCCUCCCGCUCCCCUUCCUCCCUCCCCACCUCCCGCUCCUCCUCCUCCGCCCGCUCCUCCUCUCCCUGCCGCUCCUCCUGCUCGCGCGCGCGGCCGACCUCCUCGCCGCCUCGUUCCCGGCCUCGGACCUCCAGGCGCACGCGCUCGCUGUCGCGCGCCUCCUCCUCCUCGCCGCGGCGGCGGCCUCCCUCGCCUCGUCGCUCUCCGCCGCCGCGCCCAGGGGCUCGACGGCGGCCGGCGCCCAGUUCGUCGCCGAGGCGGGGCUCGCCUGCGCUGGCGCCGUGGGCGGGCUCUGGGCGGCGCAGAGCGGGCUCAGCCUCUACGUCGACGCGUGCGUGCCCGCGGGGUGCCACCGCCUCCUGGACGCCGGCGGCGCCGCGCCGCCCGCCACGCGGUGCGACGUCGAGGAGGCUAGGCUCAGGGCCGUCGCCAUCAUGGAUCUCGCCCUGUCCGUGCACUGCGUCGUCGUGGCUGCCGUCGUGGCCGGGGUGCUCCUCGGGGUGGCGAGGUGGUUCGGGGUUGACAGCAGCGCUGGUGUGGGGAGGAGGCAUAAUGGAUCCUCCUAUGAUGCAUUGCCCACAGUGGCGUCUGCUGGGGCAAUGGCGGAGAUGGAGCAUUUGCAGGGGAAGGGUGUUGGCAAGAGCGUGGCGCAGGAAUGA
Messenger RNA from Miscanthus lutarioriparius, 909 nucleotides. Lineage: Eukaryota; Viridiplantae; Streptophyta; Magnoliopsida; Poales; Poaceae. The record is from the annotation of a GenBank genome assembly.